Macaca mulatta (Rhesus monkey) is the source of this 2361-nucleotide messenger RNA. Lineage: Eukaryota; Metazoa; Chordata; Mammalia; Primates; Cercopithecidae. The record is from RefSeq and is a predicted model, not a curated record.
UGUGGCCAUGAGAGAAAGAGGAGGAGAGGUCAUGGCCACCAAAGAAGGAAGAGAGGAGGCCGUGGCAGCCAGAGAAGGAGGAGCUGAGGACAUGGCCACCAGAGAAGGAGCAGCAGAGACCAUGUCAGCCAGAGAAGGAGGAGCGGAGGCCGUGGCAGCCAGAGAAGGAGGAGCAGAGACCAUAGUAGCCAGAGAAAGAGAAGCAGAGGCCGUGGCCACCAGAGGAGGAAGAGCAGAGGCCGUGGCCACCAGAGAAAGAGGAGGAGAGGCCAUGGCCACCAGAGAAGGGAGAGGGGAGGCCGUGGCAGCCAGAGAAGGAGGAGCGGAGGCCAUGGCCACCAGAGAAGGAGGAGCGGAGACCAUGGCCACCAGAGAAGGAGGAGGAGAGACCAUAGCAGCCAGAGAAGGAGGAGUAAAGGCCGUGGCAGCCAGAGAAAGAGGAGGAGAGUCCGUGGCCACUAGAGAAGGAAGAGGGGAGGCUGUGGCAGCUAGAGAAGGAGGAGUGGAGGCCAUAGCCACCAAAGAAGGAGGAGGAGAGGCCAUGGCAGCCAGAGAAGGAGGAGUAGAGACCACGGCAGCCAGAGAAGGAGGAGCGGAGGCCAUGGCCACCAGAGAAGGAGGAGCGGAGACCAUGGCCACCAGAGAAGGAGGAGGAGAGACCAUAGCAGCCAGAGAAGGAGGAGUAAAGGCCGUGGCAGCCAGAGAAAGAGGAGGAGAGUCCGUGGCCACCAGAGAAGGAAGAGGGGAGGCCGUGGCAGCUAGAGAAGGAGGAGUGGAGGCCAUAGCCACCAAAGAAGGAGGAGGAGAGGCCAUGGCAGCCAGAGAAGGAGGAGUAGAGACCACGGCAGCCAGAGAAGGAGGAGCGGAGGCCAUGGCCACCAGAGAAAGAGGAGGAGAGGCCGUGGCCACCAGAGAAUGGGGCUGGCUCCUCAGAGACAGAGGAGUGGAGGCCAUGACUGCCAAAGAAAAUGAAGGGGAUGCCAUGGCCUCCAGAGAGGGAGGAGUGGAGGCCGUGGCCACCAGAGAAGGAGGAGCAGAGGCCAUGGCUGCCAGAGAAGAGGAGUGGAGGCCAUGGCCACCAGAGAAGGAGGAGAGGAGGCCGUGGCCACCAGAGAAGGAGGAGCAGAGGCCGUGGCCACCAGAGAAGGAAGAGGGGAGGCUGUGGCCACCAGAGAAGGAGGAGUGGAGGCCAUGGCCACCAGAGAAGGCUGCCCCUCAGAGAUGGAGGAGGGAAGGUGCCAGGCUUCAAGGUGAGUCAGGGCACUCAGCCCAGUUGGAUGCCCUCUCUGGGGUCCUGAGUCAACUCAGACCUGGACCUCCACACAUCCAGCCUCCUCCACAUGGGGUGGCCAGAAUCAUGCCCUCCCUGCCACCCACAGCCCCUGCACCAUCUUGCCCUGUGCACGCUGUGACAGCCUCUGCCCACUUCUGUGCACCCCAGAGCAGAGGCCUGGAGGCUUGAGAGACAGGGAGAGCCUGAUGUGGCCACAGGCGAGGCAACAGCAGAAGGGUUGCUGGCCACCGUCCUCAGGCGGGACGUCCACCUGGCCUCUGCCUCCCUCGGAGCAAGACCAGCGGUGGGAAAGCCCCAGGGGAGAGACAGCCCUGGCAGUGCCACACCACACCAGGCUCAGUGCCCAGCCAGCGUCCAUGGGGACCUUGGUCCCUGGAAAGAGAUGAAGAGUGACCAGAUGGCAUUCAUGCCCUGCCUCAGGAGUCCCCAGUCUAGAGUGCCAGGAUGGCAUUCACGCCCCUGCCUUGGCAGUCCCCAGUCUAGAGUGCCAGGAUGGCAUUCAUGCCCCUGCCUCGGGAGUCCCCAGUCUGUCCCCUCCCAGAGCCCUCCCCUGGCCCUUCCAGCUGGAGAGCAGGACCCUGAAAACAGAGGGUGUUUGGGGCUUGGAUUCCAGUUGGAUUCCGAGGGGGAAGCUCCGGGAGGAGCAGGGGGUGGUUGAUAGAGAUGGACAGGGAGCGGGUCUCCACAGAAUCCCACCGGGCCUGCCUGGAGCCGGCCCACCAUAGGCUGGGCGCAAGGUGGGGCUUCCCGGGCCAGCAACUGAGGCUCAGCCCAGGGCGCUGAGCAGCCCACACUCAGAUAGGGGAGUCUGGGCCAGGUGCUGAGGGGGUCCAGGUCCCCUCAGUCCAGGUCGCACUGCUGGUGACUGCUGUGUGACCUCUCAAAAGUCACUGAACCCCUCACCAUGAAAUGCAGGAAUUAUUCCUGCUUAGAAAAUGUUUUAGAAUAUCUUGGAUUUCACAGACACCGUUUAUUUAUACAAAGUACAGAGCUUAGGGCUUCCCUCCUGGUGGAGAUUUUCUAAAUCUAGCUGUUGUUUCUUUAGGAAUAAUGGUCCCCCUCUUUCC